Messenger RNA from Vitrella brassicaformis, 2688 nucleotides. The record is from the annotation of a GenBank genome assembly. NCBI's taxonomy places the organism in Eukaryota, Vitrellaceae.
CGAAUGAUUGCAUCCAUGUCUCAAAGGGAGCAGGCCGCAACACAUUCAAUCAGCAUUGCCACAAAAACGCCACUCACUCGUGAGGCCCCUUCUUUGCCUGACACAGUUGUGCCAGCCGACUCACUCGCCUCGCCCGCUCAUCUCUAUCCCCAUCGACAGCCCCAUCCCCACCCUCCAGCUUCCGCUGCUUCCUCGACGCCCGUCCUGCGCCGCCCUCCUCGAUAUCAUCGUCUUGUGGCUGGUCUGACGGGCCCUUGGAGCCCACAAUCAUGACAUCGUCAUCGUCGUCAGCGUCAUUCUCUCCCGUCUGUCGACCACCAGUGCCAUCGUCCUCCUGCCCUUCGUCACUCUCGCGCUUCACGCCCCGCCGCCUGGCCGACACGGGCGGCAGCAGCGGUACCUCUCGCGGUCCCAUUGACGCGCCUCCCUCGUCGCCAUCAUCCUCUCUCCCCGUGUGUGUCCGCGCGUGCCGCUGCCGCUCGCGCGCCACGUCGAGUGCGUUGGCAUACGCCAUGCGCUUGGCGAGAUCUUCGAGGGCCGCCUGCCAGUCUGAUGGGGGGCUGGUGCUGCCGGCCGAUGCUGCAGCUGCUGCAGCGGUGGAUGGGUGGGGAGGGUGGUGGGAGCCAGGGGCGUUGCGAGUCGCCUGAAUGCACGACAGUGAGUGUCAGGAUGAUGGUCGGCUUGUGCACUGAUGGUGUACCAGGGCCCUGCAGAGAGCUUCUACGCCAUCCUCUGCCCUUCUGGUGCUGAUGCCGAUGUCUGCGGCCUUCUCGUAUAGUCUCCUCAGCCGUCCAGCGGUGAGGGCGACCACCGGUGGCACCGCUUCGAACGACGUGAGGGACCUGACCAACAUCAAAGAGACACGAUCUGUGUUAGUGUGCGUCGUCAUGGCUGCCUGCCUGGGUGCCGUGUUGUGUUGUGUUGUGUUGUGUUGCAACCUUGUGAAUGGCUGCAUUGGCGGCAGGGGUGCCUCGCCAGAUGUGCGACGCCAAGCGAACACGGCAACCAGAGGAGAAUCUGCGCAUGAGCAGGAUGACACAGUGACACAGGAAGAACAGGUAGACCAUUUCGACGCUCCACCCCCCACCCAUCCGCUCACCUAGGUUUGGAAGGUGUCUGAGUGUUUGUCGUGUGGGUAUGUCCCAUAUCCGCAGCCCAUCGCCGGCGCACGACACCAGCCGACUCCCGUCGACAUUCACACUCACGCCGGCCACCGGACCCCUAUAGCCAAGCAACCAACACGUACACUCAGAGAUAUCGCUUGCCGCAUCCAUUGCAUUCACCAUCCCCACUUACUGGUGUCCGAUAAAGCUCCGCUGCCACUCCCCCUUGCCGCUCUCGACGGUCAACAGACCGCUGCCAGGUUUCCGGCGGUCCAGUGGGCCGCCAGCCUGCCUCAUUCUAGACGCCGAUAGGGCAUAGACUUCACCGUUGGCCGCGCCGCAAAAUACAUCAUCGUUGGCCGGACUCUGCAAGCAAGGGACCAGGGAAAAAGUCGCUGAGCGAUAGCUGGCUGGUGUAGCGGUGUGCUGACCACGGCGAGGGCAUUGACGACAGCUGGGAAGAGGAUGGCUGCUAUGGAGCUCUCUGAGCCCAUCGCUUCGACACGACCGCCUCGCAUGUCGCCACCUAAUCGCCACAACUGACACACACGCGGACGGAAUGUGUUUUCCUGUCGACAUGGCGAUCUUGCUUCCUGUUCACCCUGACGGUCCUGUCAGCCGAUGCAGAUGCGACAAAGCCCUCCAGGCCACCACCAGACACAGACACCUGAAUAAGCCAGCCCAUCGCACGCUCAUCGGUACGCUUCGAAACCGUAGCAGCUCUUUCCUGGUCUGCUCACUGACGGCAGUGACGGCCUGUGUGUGACUCGUCCAUAGCUUGUGCUGUGUCGCGGGAUCAUAGCCCUCGCCCAACGACGCGCCAGCGGCCCGUGUACCCCCGGACGGCUGGAACAACCUGCACGCAGCGACACAAGGCAUGUGUGCAUCUGCUGUCGCGCAUGGGAGCGCGUGUGCGUACUCAGGGAGCAGGUACACGUGCAGAUGGCCGUCACUCGCGGCAGUGAUCAGGGCAGCGUCGUCACUCGUCAGCCCAGUAAAUGUGACGGCGCCCCCAUGGCCCCGCCAUGCCCGCAACAGACAUCCACUGGCCACCUGACACACGCGCACACGUAACAUUUCUCCUUGCCGACAUCACUCCCUGACAUCCUGUGUACCUGCCAGACGUACAUCAUGCCCGACUGCGCCCCUGCGAAGCACAGGUGUGCGUCGGCCGAGAACGUGAGGGCCGUCAUGACCUCCGGCAAGCUGAUCCGAUAGCAUGGGGUGUCCCGGGAGAACUGCCACACGUGCAGCAGGGCUUUGCCGGCCUGCGCAGCGGCGAAGUAGCAAGAACUCUGGCCCACGCGGCUGACACAGCUGCCACGAUUGAUGGAAUCCUGAUGCCAAACCACAGAUGCAAUGGAUGGAUGGAUGAGUGUAUUGAAGCAGAGCUUGUGGUUUUGCCCACCUUGAAGUUUCCGAGGAUGGCCCCCGAGUGAAUGUCGAUUCGGAGAAAGCCGUUGCGGUCCGUGGCCGCCCAGAUCUCCUCCAUCGCCUCAGAUCAGCGCCUCCAAACAGACCAACUCAUCAAAGGCAGGUGAAUGACUCGGGAUGCGGUAGGGAGGCUCUGGAUGGUCUCCCCAAG